Molecule: messenger RNA, 600 nt
Organism: Puccinia triticina
Lineage: Eukaryota; Fungi; Basidiomycota; Pucciniomycetes; Pucciniales; Pucciniaceae
Exons: 2
Coding region: 1-600 (199 amino acids)
Source: RefSeq, a predicted model, not a curated record
AUGAACGGCGCCCUGGAAUGGACAAAUGUCAAGCAACACAGUAGAAUCCGGACGCUGAAAGCCUGGCUGCCCGCCGGUCCCCUCUGUCUUGCUCAGGACCCACUUUUUUCCCACCUCAUCCACGCCCUUGUCCACAACGCCUCAAACGCACUCGACCCCCUCACCCCUCCACCCCCCUGCUUCACCACCAAAACCCAGCCCGCGCAACCCACACAUAAAACCCCUCCACCUGCUCACAGCAAGUUCCUCAACCCGCUCGAGAUUGAACAGCAUGCUGACCAUUCUUUCCCCGUUCCAACCGGCCCGCCAAGCCCCCCGCAACGACUUUCUCGCAGUCUCUCCCUACUCAUGCGCAUCCUUGUCUCGCACAAGCCUCCGCCUCUCGCGCCCGGCGACCACUCCUAUAGCCCUGCACCCCCUCGCUCGCAAUCUCCUCCGCUUCAUCAGAUCGUCUUGCACAAGCCUCUGCCUCUCGCGCCCGGCGACCGCUCCCAAAGCCCCGCACCCCCUCGCUUGCAAUCUCCUCCGCUUCAGUCGCAUCUCCAGGGUUAUCGAUCUGACACUCCUGUUGUCUGUCUGGAUGCGGCUUGUUGGACCUAA